This is a messenger RNA of Lottia gigantea (owl limpet), 1102 nucleotides long. RefSeq lists its product as hypothetical. The record is from RefSeq and is a predicted model, not a curated record. Bases 94 to 969 code for a protein of 291 amino acids. Lineage: Eukaryota; Metazoa; Mollusca; Gastropoda; Lottiidae. The transcript has 17 exons.
AUGACGUAUAACAAAAGAAGUUAACAGUUCAAGUAAUAUAAGGCGACAUAAACUAAAUUGUAACAAGAAAGGACAGAUACCAAAUUUUCGAACAUGAUGUGGAACUAUUUUGUAACGUGUAUAGUGCUAUAUGCCAACAUCAUCAGCAUACAUACAUUCGGUCUUACCGGCGGAAAUAAUUUGAACCAGGCCCUUGGACUUACUGGCGGAAAUCCACUGGACUCGACCCUUGGACUAUCUGCCGGAAAUGCAUUUCCAUCAGGCAUGGGCGCGAUGCAGAUUCCAGCAUACUUAAGAAUGGCUCCAUCCGUUGAAACAAUUUGUUCAACCCAAAGUCCAUUAUUAAAUCCCCGGGAGCGAAAUGGAUUACUUUCUGAUCUGGUUGGUAAAGAAAUUUCAAGACGAUCACGAUUUUUGGCAGCUAAUCCUAGUUUGGCUGGAACAGGAAAAUGGGCAUGUGCUGCCAAUUACUACAGUAAUGUUAUGAGAUACAGACCUAACGAGCUCGGAAAUGUUUUCGGUGACUUGAUAGAUUCAACUGGUUGUGAUGGAUUUACAUGUGAUAUGGUGAGAGGAGUUCGCAAAACAUCACCGAUGUCAAAUUUUUUGAAUGCCAUGAUGAUCAGUCAGAUGAUGCAACAACCUAACGCCGCACAAGUUCCAACAACAAGCCAGCAACAACCAACAUCAAAUACGGGUGGUCAACAACCACCAACAAAUGCAUCAAAUCCCCCAACCAACCCACAACCAACACCAACCCCAGCUCAACCCACCCCUUCUGGGACACAAGUUCAGCAAACCCCAGCAGCAAACAAUGGUUUAGAUUUGACCAGUAUGUUCAAUAACCCGGCAUUUCAAGAACAAUUGAUGCGUCUGGUUUCAAACAUGAUGAUGCAAAAUGGUCAAAUGAGCCAGAUGGGUCAGAUGAGUAGCCCAGCUGCUCCAGGUGGUUUUGGUUUCUUUGGUUAACAACAAUUAUACGAAAUAUAACUUACUUAAAAUAAAGUUACAGUAACAUUAUGGACAACGAAUAUCAAUUUUUAAGUUUAAAAUUAUUGUUUCAAUGAGUCUAAAUUUGGACUGAUUAAAAUAUAAAUUCUAC